GUGUACAUGCCAGCAUAUGAAUUGGUGUUGAGCACAGUGCUGAAGCAGAGUUUCGAGGCAGAGGCUCAUGGGAUCAGUGGAUGUAAUUUGACUUUUACAUGUGCAGAGGCAAGCUGGAAGAAACGCACAGACACUUCUAACAGCCUUUUUACUUUCCUGUGUCUGAACUUAGUCAUAUCCACACAGUGUCACUCUAACAGCAGGUGUCGACAUGCUGGAGCAGAUCCUGUCAUUCGGCCGCUCCCUGGUGCGCAGGAAGGUGGUCGACCUGAGCAACCUGGAAGACUCAAAGCUGUGCCGCUGCCUGGGAACCGUCGACCUCAUCGCCCUGGGGGUGGGCAGCACUCUGGGUGCCGGUGUCUACGUCCUGGCCGGUGAGGUGGCCAAAGGCGACUCUGGCCCCAGCAUCGUCAUCUCCUUCUUAAUUGCUGCCCUAGCCUCAGUCAUGGCAGGCCUGUGUUACGCUGAGUUUGGCGCACGGGUCCCCAAGACCGGCUCUGCUUACCUUUAUAGCUAUGUGACUGUAGGCGAGAUCUGGGCCUUCAUCACUGGUUGGAACCUCAUUCUCUCCUAUGUGAUUGGUACCUCCUCAGUUGCCAGGGCCUGGAGUGGCACCUUUGAUGAAAUGAUAGGAGGACACAUAGAGAUAUUCUGUAAGACCUACUUCAGCAUGAACUCUCCUGGUUUGGCUCAGUACCCCGACUUCUUUGCCGUCUGCCUGAUACUGCUGCUUUCUGGACUCCUGUCGUUUGGGGUGAAGGAGUCCGCCUGGGUCAAUAAAGUCUUCACUUCAAUCAACGUGCUCGUACUCUUGUUCGUCAUCAUCUCGGGCUUCGUCAAAGGCGACACACACAACUGGAAGAUAACUGAAGAAUCCCUUAUAAAUGUCACCAUAGUUACAAGGAACCUGUCAGUGACGGCCAAUGUGACCAGUGAUUAUGGAGUUGGAGGAUUUAUGCCAUACGGCUUCAGCGGGACCUUAGCAGGAGCUGCCACCUGCUUUUAUGCCUUUGUUGGAUUUGACUGCAUAGCAACUACAGGCGAGGAGGUGAAAAACCCUCAGAGAGCCAUUCCCAUCGGCAUCGUGGUAUCACUCACUGUGUGUUUCCUGGCGUACUUUGGUGUGUCAGCUGCGCUCACACUGAUGAUGCCCUACUACCUGCUGGAUGAGAAGAGCCCUCUGCCCAUGGCCUUUGAGUAUGUGGGCUGGGGUCCUGCUAAGUAUGUGGUCGCUGCAGGUUCACUGUGUGCCCUCUCUACCAGUCUGCUGGGCUCCAUUUUCCCCAUGCCUCGUGUAAUCUAUGCUAUGGCAGAGGAUGGGGUGCUUUUCAAAGUCUUAGCCCGAAUCAAUCCUAAGACGAAGACCCCACUUAUUGCCACUAUGACCUCCGGUGUAGUAGCAGCCAUCAUGGCUUUCCUGUUUGACCUCAAAGCGCUGGUGGACAUGAUGUCUAUCGGUACUCUGCUGGCCUACUCGCUGGUCGCUGUGUGCGUACUGAUUCUCAGGUACCAACCAGAUGGAUCUAUGGAGCGGCGGGUCGGCACAGCUGAGAGGGAAUACCUGUCCUCUGAGGGGGGCGAGUCUGACCUGACGGAGUCGGAGUCUCACCUUAACAUGCUGAAGGGAGGCAGCUCCACACUGCAGGCCGUCCUGCACCCUCCUGUCUCACCCUCUGAGCAUUCCUCCAGUGUGGUCAACAUGGCCAUCUGUGUGCUCGUGCUGGCAGUGUGUGUGCUCAGCUAUCUCACCACGUACCAUAUUGGUUCCAUCCUUCGUCUGGAAGUGUGGGUCCUGGCAUCGCUGUGCCUGUGCCUCAUCAUCUUCAGUGGCUGCAUGUUCAUGGUCUGCAGGCAGCCUCAGACCACCAAGAAGGUCUCCUUCAUGGUUCCUCUUCUGCCCUUUCUGCCCAUUCUGAGCAUAUUUGUCAAUAUUUACCUCAUGGUUCAGCUGAGUGGAGAUACGUGGAUCCGUUUCUCGGUGUGGAUGGCUGUGGGCUUCCUGAUCUACUUUGGCUACGGCAUGUGGCACAGCGUGGAGCGCCAGCGCCUACGCCAGGGCCCUUCAAACAGCAGUGGCGCCCAGGAGGUCAACAAAACCAGCAGCGAGAAGCAGGUUGGUAUGGGUGCUGCAGGGAAAGACCAGGAGCGUUUCAUCUGCCCAGAGAAGACCAGCCAGUGUUAAAGUUUACCAGCUCAUUCACAGACUCCGUGAGGCACACAGAUGCAUAAAAGCACACAGCCGCUCUGCCUCGAUGCACCUGUUCAUACAGCUUCACCACGUGUGCCUUAGUCACAAGCACAUUCAGUCUGUGAAGACGGUGUCAGUAUUCUGUAUCAGCAGCCACAUGACGGGGGGGAGCCGCUCUUACCACUGUGAUGGAACCACAUCCUGUAGGUCACUUUGUGGACAGCAUGGAGGCAGGGUUGAAAAGGACAGGUAACACACUGGAGAGUGAUGUUCAUUUCCUUUAACACUGAAGCAGUCAAUGCCGAGACUGCAGCAAAGCUUUUCUGUUUCAUUGUGAGUUUUUAGUGCAUGACACACCCCUUUUUUUAGGUUAUUACUGGUGGGUUUUUGAAAGUGUUGGAAAAUCUGUGUUAUCCAUUUAAUGAAAGGAUAUAAUUAGAUUCUGAUACACCAAUUAUUUACUAGUAUUAAUGUUAGUUUGUGGUAAAAGCACUCAUUGUUCUUUGACACAAGUGUACAACGCUGAGGAAAGGAAAGGAUUAGCUUAAAGAUGUGUUGUCAAGUUGAAAUAUAUUUUUGAACUAUUUUGUGCGUAGUUGUUUUCCAUGUGAAAUUGUGAUAUCUGUAUAAAAAGAUCCUAAAGACGCUGCCACAUUUAGACUUAAGUACAACCUGUACAAUAGUUUUCUGGGCACUUAACAUGUCAUGACUCGAGUCAGAUUACUGAAUAUGUCAGAGACCUGAAUGUAGGGCGGCUUGUGGAAAGUUUCAGGCUUCUGUUGGUAUUAUGUAACAGAUCCUAUCAAUCUUUGCUGUAUAGAUAUUGAGGUUUCUCUAGCUGUUGUGGUGGUUUUACUCAGCACAGGUUCACUUUUUUUAAAAUUUUUUGCUUGGGUGUCUUUUAUCUAUGAACUGUUACAAUCUGAAGAUUAUUUGAUACAGAGCUCUCCUCAAGCUAAAGUAUUUGUAGUUUCUUUUUUCACGCUAUCAGGUUACGGCAUGUCGUAUUUUCCUGUUUCUCUGAUAUUUUAUGCUAUUUUGAUACAGUUGCAGACAUUCUGUUAAUAUAACCGUCAUGAAAUGAUUCUCUCUUUGACAGACUACUUUGCCACCUAACAGCAGGGGCAACUAUUAAUUACAAGUUACAGUAUUUUAUCUAUCUUGCGAAAUAAUUUAGAUGAACUAGGCAUUUUUCCAGGUUUGUUCUCUGGCGUUCAAUGUCUUACUUCAGAGACUGGAGCCAGUGUUGCUUUAUAACCGGUUUGAAGACUGCAUGAAUACUGAGUGCUUACAUUCUUCUUCAAUCCUUUAGGGGCCAUCCUGUUUUUUGUACUAUGAAUUGUAAGGCUCAGUGAGCUCUAGUUUACAGUAGAAACUUGUUUUCCGUCAGAUCUUUCACCUGUACUGCCAAUUUGUUACACCAUCUGAAGAGGAGAAAUCCUACACUUUUUCAAGAGGUCAGAUACUGAGGCUGUAGGAUGCUGGUAAUGGACUGAUGUGUUCAGUGGUUUAAGUGGAUGUGGAACAAAUUCAGAAGCUACUCUCAAGCAGGAGUAAGGUAGAUAAUUUCUACUAUACUGAACCUCUACAUUGACAUUGUAGAGUCUUCCAGUGAGGUUACAGGAUAAAGUACAUAGAAAUAAUCAUGAUGUUGUGAUGUAGUGCCACUUGUUAACAACUGCACAGACAAAAACAAUAAAUGUAUU
Molecule: messenger RNA, 3894 nt
Organism: Morone saxatilis (striped sea-bass)
Lineage: Eukaryota; Metazoa; Chordata; Actinopteri; Moronidae
Gene: slc7a2
Product: solute carrier family 7 member 2
Exons: 12
Coding region: 212-2182 (656 amino acids)
Biological process (GO): transmembrane transport; amino acid transport
Cellular component (GO): plasma membrane
Molecular function (GO): amino acid transmembrane transporter activity
Source: RefSeq, a predicted model, not a curated record